Molecule: messenger RNA, 2627 nt
Organism: Oncorhynchus keta (chum salmon)
Lineage: Eukaryota; Metazoa; Chordata; Actinopteri; Salmoniformes; Salmonidae
Product: 14-3-3 protein beta/alpha-1-like
Exons: 6
Coding region: 177-911 (244 amino acids)
Biological process (GO): signal transduction
Cellular component (GO): cytoplasm
Source: RefSeq, a predicted model, not a curated record
GUUACCAUAGAUACUGGCGGGGGAGGGUGGGGUUUAGAGGAAGCGGAAGUGGAAGUGUCAGCGCAGGCGGAAGUGGUACUGCCCUGAAUAUCCCGAGCAGCGAACCGAGGACAGCUUGAUACUCCCAUCGUUCAGAGAAAAAAAGCAAGAUUCAAAAUACAGUCUAAAUCCUCGACAUGGACAAGAACGACCUGGUACAGAAGGCUAAGCUGGCCGAGCAGGCCGAGCGCUAUGACGACAUGGCAGCAGCCAUGAAGGCGGUGACGGAGCAGGGCGGCGAGCUCUCCAACGAGGAGCGCAACCUGCUGUCGGUGGCCUACAAGAACGUGGUGGGGGCGCGCCGCUCCUCCUGGCGCGUCAUCUCCAGCAUCGAGCAGAAGACCGAGGGCAACGAGAAGAAGCAGCAGAUGGCACGCGAGUACCGUGAGAAGAUUGAGGCCGAGCUGCAGGACAUCUGCAAGGACGUGCUGGCACUCCUCGACAAUUACCUCAUCGCCAAUGCGACUCAGGCAGAAAGCAAGGUGUUCUACCUUAAAAUGAAAGGGGACUACUACAGAUAUCUGUCUGAGGUGGCGUCUGGAGAAUCAAAGAAGACCACAGUGGAGAACUCCCAGCAGGCCUACCAGGAGGCCUUUGACAUCAGCAAGAAGGACAUGCAGCCGACACACCCCAUCAGGCUGGGGCUCGCUCUCAACUUUUCUGUCUUCUACUAUGAGAUCCUCAACUCCCCCGAGCAGGCCUGCAGUUUGGCAAAGGCGGCUUUCGACGAAGCAAUCGCCGAGCUUGACACCUUGAACGAGGACUCUUACAAAGACAGCACCCUGAUCAUGCAGCUACUAAGGGACAACCUCACUCUGUGGACAUCAGAAAACCAGGGUGAUGAGGGGGAUGCCGGCGAAGGGGAGAACUAAAGGCGUUGCACAUCACUGUUAAUCCACCCACACCCUUCUCUCUUCUCUUACACAUAUACAGCCCGUACAUUCCCGCUCCAUCCAGCCUCUUCCUUUCUGUAUGACGAGCAGCAUGAAUUGUACCUGAUCUACCAGUUGUGCCCUUUCUCCGAUAUGCUCCAAGGCAACAGGGUAACACUCAGUUGUUAACAAGCCGAGUCUUGUUUUGUGAGGAGAGAAAAAAUUAUAAAAUUGCCCAGUUGAGUGGCAUGGCCAUUCUCUCCUCCACCUCCCUUCCUUUUGAUUCCCUCCAAACAUUUAAAAAAAGAUAUGUUCUUUCACCUAGCAAGUUUAUGCAUUUAUAGUAUCCAUUUUUUUGCUUUCCUAGUGUACUUGCGAUUUGCUGGUUUGACUCAGAAAAUGUAUUAAACUGUCGGUUUUAUUUUCAACAAACACUGUGAUGCUUAGUUAUUCUCCACAUAAUCACAUUCUGGACAAUAAAAUUCAGGACUGUAUGGUUUGAGUAGCAGUGCAAUUCUGCUGUGACCUCAUACAGAAUGGUAUAACGGGCUCUAUUAUGACACUGACUAACAUGCGUAUUGCUGUGUAUUGUUUGUUUAUUUUGCAUAUGGAAUUAAAAUGAAUAAAAGGGACCCUACUGUAGGUUUUGCCAUUCCACAUCUGUCCAGUUAUAAACAAGAAAAAAUAUAACAUUCCAUCAGAACCUAACAUUAAGACAAUAUACCUUUCUUGAACAAACCUGGACCAUUCUCCUGAACAGCUGUCAUCAAGGUGCUGUUUGAAAUCAGUACAAUGAUCCUGGUUUGUUCUUAAAUGUUACUUUUUGCUUUGUGUAAUAAUGACUCACUCUUUGGCUCAACUGUAAAUUGUAAACGUUUGCGGUAAAUAUAAAUCUGUCUUAAAUGUAAAUGUUAACCUGCUUGUAAAGAAACACCUUAAAGCCGUUUGCGUUGAACUUUGACAUUUUGGUUAUUCAAGCCUAUCUUGAUAGCCUUAUGCUGACAGUACAAAACUGACCAGUUUCCUUCAUGAAAUGAUUUCUAAGCGAAUGUAUGCUUUUGCCCACGACGAGUGUGUAAGCAAGUCCCCUAAUGUAAGAUGUGUAAGGAGGUUGUCUAUCAUAGUCAGAGAUGGCAUUGAUGCUUUUGUUUUGUGUAUCUCCAGAGGAGACCAUAUUAUAGUGGAAUGCGGUCAGUGGACGGGUUAGAUUCUGGAGUAGUGCAAGGACCCUUAAGAGGUAGCUGAAUUCACUCAGUGUCACAAUACCUUGUCAUCACCAUAACAUUCCACUUAGGUGUCGAAUUGAUCUCUCAGUCGGUCUUGCUGAAGACCAUGUUUCAUGCACUGAAGAAAAAUCUCCCCUUUUAGCUGAGCAAAUGGCAGUUAUUCUACGCUUGAUAUAUAUAAAAAAAGAAAUGCAGUAGUGAAUGUGGAACCGAGCCUGUCUGUAUAUCUGGUAUCUCCAAUUGCUUUAUUUUUACUGACCGGUAUUCUGCCUAAAGUUUGCUUCUGUGACGGUUUUAUUGCUUAGUGCGCACGUGGUUGUGACAUUUUAGACUAGCAUUAAAAAAAUACAAACAAACAAAAAAAAAACUGGUUAUUGACGUAAAACAACAUUUGUGUAUGUCUUUUAAAACAAUUCUAGUUUCACCUUACAUGUUAUCAGGAAAUGUAAAAGACAAUUUAAAGUGAAAUAAAAGUUUUAUCAGUUCCAAA